GCCAUCUUGUGGCGGCGGCCCCGGCGGGUUGUUGUCGGUGAGGCCGCGCCGUGCCCCCCCCGCCCGCCCCCCCGCGGGCGGAGCGGCCCCGGCCCCAUGUCCUCCUUCUCGGAGUCGGCGCUGGAGAAGAAGCUGUCCGAGCUGAGCAACUCGCAGCAGAGCGUGCAGACGCUCUCGCUGUGGCUCAUCCACCACCGCAAGCACGCGGGGCCCAUCGUGGCCGUGUGGCACCGGGAGCUCCGCAAAGCAAAAUCCAGUAGGAAGCUUACUUUCCUAUAUUUAGCAAAUGAUGUCAUCCAGAACAGUAAGAGGAAAGGUCCUGAAUUUACCAGGGAGUUCGAAUCUGUUCUUGUGGAUGCAUUUUCUCAUGUUGCCAGAGAAGCAGACGAGGGCUGCAAGAAGCCCUUGGAGCGAUUGCUGAACAUCUGGCAGGAGAGGAGCGUGUAUGGCAGCGAGUUCAUCCAGCAGCUGAAGCUGUCCAUGGAAGACUCCAACAGCCCCCAAACGAAAGUUGCAGAGGAGAAGAAGUCUCUAAAGAGAACUUUCCAGCAAAUACAAGAGGAGGAAGAUGAUGAUUAUCCUGGGAGCUACUCACCCCAGGACCCUAGUGCUGGGCCACUGCUGACCGAGGAUUUGAUCAAAGCCCUACAAGACCUGGAAAAUGCAGCGUCAGGAGAUGCGACAGUGCGGCAAAAAAUCGCUUCCCUGCCUCAGGAAGUUCAAGAUGUUUCAUUACUGGAGAAAAUUACAGACAAAGAGGCCGCCGAGCGGCUCUCGAAGACGGUGGACGAGGCGUGUCUGCUGCUGGCCGAGUACAACGGGCGGCUGGCGGCCGAGCUGGAGGACCGGCGCCAGCUGGCACGGAUGCUCAUCGAGUACACCCAGAACCAGAAGGACGUGCUAACGGAGAAGGAGAAGAAGCUGGAGGAAUACAAACAGAAGCUUGCUCGGGUAACCCAGGUGCGCAAGGAGCUGAAAUCCCACAUCCAGAGCCUUCCAGACCUGUCGCUGCUGCCCAAUGUCACGGGAGGUCUGGCACCUCUGCCGUCUGCUGGGGACCUGUUUUCAACAGACUAGGACAAACCCCAUCCCCCAGUCUCCAUUAUUACCAGCAGAAGUAAGAAGGACUCUGGUGUUGGCUGGAAGCCCAGUCUUCCACGUUCUGCAGUAGGAAGGAACUUGCAGACCCUGCUUCCAACCUCUUGGCUGCUCGUGCUCACCCUCUCUCUGUGUACACUGGCUCAUGUGAGGGGAGGAAGAGGAGUGAGUUUUCUGAGCUCUGAAGGGAGUUGGGGUGGUCCGUAUGGGCAGACUUCCCCCUGGUCUUUUCCCAUGCUCCUUAGUUGCUGUUUGCUCUUAGCACUUGCUGCCCCCACAGAAGUUGUGAGAAUCAUGUACACACAAUGCCUGGGAAGCUUUCAGAGGAAGGUUGACCACAGGGCAUCUUCCCUCUGUGCAAAUAUUGUGUUGUUUCUGAAUAAGUCUUGUCUGUUCUGGUUGGGAUUCUGAGCCUCGCCUCUGAGAGCAGUGGAGCCUGCAGUGGGGUGUGUGCAUGUGGCUCCUGUGCCACGUUAGCGUGAGGGGAGGGCAUCUGCUGAGCAAUGGGACAGGGAAAGGCUUUUCCUAAACCUGCAGUUCCUCAUUCUGCUGGGAGGAUAUGGUGAGGACAGUUUCCACUCGGCAGGGGCAUGAAUUGAAAUCACAGGCAAUAAAAAAUAAGCAGCUUUUCUUUGUGAAUUAGAGAUAGACUCAAGUUACACUGUGCUGAGCAAAGCAGAACUGGAUGUGACCUAAGUGGGAGUGGAAGUAAAUUUUGUUUUAGCUACCUUAGAUUUAUACCACAUUUUUCCUCUUCAUUAUACAAAUUUGGGUGGUGUUGGAAGCUUUGGUUUAAUGAACUGAGAGCCUGGAGUGGUGUGUGGCAUCUGCUGGUGCCCCUGUGACAGGCACUGUCUGGUCUGCUCUCAGGAUGGUAACAUUGAAAAUACAAUGCUAUAAACUCUCUCCAUAGCUUUAGUGAAGUUGUCUGAUGCACAGAAGUUAAAUGUGGUAUAAAUAUUUAUUUAUAUAGAAAAUAGACCCAUAUAUAUGCACAUAUCCUGUAUGCACAUGUACCAUGUCCAUGCAUGUAGAUAUUAGAAGGAUGUACUUAAUUUUGUGUCACAGAUUAUUGUGAGUUGAUUUUUAUAAUCAGGAAAAGUGUAAAAAAAAAAAAAAAAAAAGGAAAACCAACAAAUUUUAAAAAGCUCUUAAUUCCAUUAUGUUGCUGGCUAGUGUUUUAGCUGCCAGGGGUGUAGUUACAUUUCAGUUUGUGUGUUAGGUCUGACAAGCUGGACUCUGAUCACUGAACCAUUCCAAUUUGGAUACAAUUCUGUUUAAAUUUAGCACCUCUCACUCUGAACAGGUUAAAUUUCUGGAGACACUUGGUCUGGUAACGCAGGUUUUGCAGCGCAGAGGCCGAAGUGAGCUGAGGUGCUGUGUCUGUGCCUCCCCGUGCUCUCGAGCUGCUGGUGUCAAGCAAGGCCAGGAAAGGAAACCUGCAGAAACACGAAGUUCUGCUCCACGUUAAUUUAUUUUGCAGGGUGUUCAGUAGCCCGUUCAGCACUCAGUUACAGCAAACAACACGGCAUCUUUUGAUCACCAAGUUGUUCAGAAGCUCACGUCCUUUUCCUACUGACAAGUACUUCUUUUAGUCCUUUUUUAACGCUCCUUGCACCCUCACUGCCCAGCCAGGAAAUGUGUUUUUCGUUUACAGGAAUUUUUCCAGUGGCAGAACUGUCUGUUCCCUGAGUUUGGUUUGACUGUGCAGCCUUUUAUGGUCCAGACUUUAGAUAAAGCACUGUACAUUCUCUCUGCUUUUGCCAAAAAUGAAAAACAAACAAAAAAAAAUCCCACCGACCCAAACCAAAAGACUCUUUUCCAUCCUGGCUCAACUCAUGGAGUUACCCCAAGGCUGCUUAAACCAAGUUACUUUGAGCAUUGAUUGAAUGUGUAUCCAUUAUAGGACAAAAAAAGCUGUCAAAAAAUGAUGUAGACAAAUGUGUUGGCAUCUCACACUUGUGUUUCAGCAGAUCUGUAAGAGAGUUGUCUUUUUUUUUCUUUUUCUUUUUUAAUUGAAAUGUUUUGAUUUUUUUUUUUCCAAAUAUGCGUGUGCGUUUUAUUUUGCUUAAUUUAAAUGAAGUCUUGUGGGUUUUAAUUUUAUUUGUUUUACUUUUUGGGCAAAGGGCAUCUGGUGAACUGGGUGACAUUCUCUCAAGGUUAAACAGAUUUCCCCACGGUGUGUCUUUUUUUAACAAAAGCUUAAAUCUGUAUAUUGAAUUGACUUAGGAAUUAAUUUAGACAUAUAGGCUGCCAUUUGACAGCAGUAUAUUCUGAAAUGUCUCAUAGAUAUCUAUUUUUGAAUAAAGAGGGUGUCAUUGAACAGUA
Messenger RNA from Empidonax traillii (willow flycatcher), 3426 nucleotides. It is a transcript of the gene RPRD1B, whose product is annotated as regulation of nuclear pre-mRNA domain containing 1B. Gene Ontology annotation, molecular function: RNA polymerase II C-terminal domain binding. Gene Ontology annotation, cellular component: RNA polymerase II, holoenzyme. The transcript has 7 exons. Lineage: Eukaryota; Metazoa; Chordata; Aves; Passeriformes; Tyrannidae. The record is from RefSeq and is a predicted model, not a curated record. Gene Ontology annotation, biological process: mRNA 3'-end processing. Bases 97 to 1077 code for a protein of 326 amino acids.